AGUCACACCACCCACGCCUCUCGUUCUAUCCACCGCACGCACCAGCUCCAUCAUCUGCCGACCCCAUUUGCGCUUGCGCCUACUCCGUCGCCGGCAGACCUGGCUAGUGGCCGGCUCCGGCGAUCCCUCGCGCCGCCGAUCACUGCGCCGCACCAGAUUCUCCUCGUUUCUCUAUUCUACUCCAUGGAACCGCAACCGCUAAAUCACCGCCCCACCACAAACCUUUAAGCGCCCCAAGAUCCGUCCUCAGUUCCUCCUGCCCUCCCCUCCCGCAUCAGAUGGACGCCGCAGCCCCAGUCUCGCCGAUUCGAGAUGUGCCGCCGGGCAGAAGCCACGACGUCGCGGCGGCUUGUUCGCCGGUGCGCGCGUGCUCCGUUAGAACGGUGCGCGGCGCUCCGUCGAACUCGCUGCCCGCGUCGCUCGUGUGGCUUACGGCGGUUGCUGCACGCCGGCGUGGACGCGGCGGCUCUGCCCGCCUUGCCCGUCGCCCUUCUCCAGCGGCUGCAGCUAGAGGGCUUGGAUGGACAAAUCGGCGGAGAAUUCUCGGACCAGUACGCCCGACGGUCCAACAGCUUCGCGGACAAGUCCGUCGGUAUCAAGCUAGUUACAGAUUCGAUUUCAGAGAUAAAUAAACCUAUAAACGAAACUCCAGGACACUUGGUUUUGGUGCACAGCAAUGGAAUUUUGGUCUGACGUAAAACAACAAAUUUCUAGUAGUAUUAUACUCUCAUUCAGUAAUAUAAACUUGUCCUAUGUUGAUGCAGAGUUUCAGUUAAGAUAUAACUUAUUUUUAUGUACAUACUUUACUUGACAGAACAGAAUGGCCUCCAUUCUUUGUAAUUGUUCGUGGGAGUGUUGCACAUGACAAAUCGGGUACUGCAUCCCUUGAA
This is a messenger RNA of Lolium perenne, 890 nucleotides long. The record is from RefSeq and is a predicted model, not a curated record. NCBI's taxonomy places the organism in Eukaryota, Viridiplantae, Streptophyta, Magnoliopsida, Poales, Poaceae.